Molecule: messenger RNA, 996 nt
Organism: Penicillium argentinense
Lineage: Eukaryota; Fungi; Ascomycota; Eurotiomycetes; Eurotiales; Aspergillaceae
Product: aminotransferase class IV
Exons: 1
Coding region: 1-996 (331 amino acids)
Biological process (GO): carboxylic acid metabolic process
Molecular function (GO): catalytic activity
Source: RefSeq, a predicted model, not a curated record
AUGACGAGUAUGCGAAAAUUCUUCGCCGCCUACGAUGCGCGUCAGAAAGUGCUCGCGUCCAGCACCAACCCUUUCGCCAAAGGUGUCGCGUGGGUGGAUGGAGAAUUAGUUCCUCUGCAAGAGGCGCGCAUCCCCAUCCUCGACCAAGGAUUCAUGCAUAGCGACCUUACAUACGAUGUCCCUUCCGUCUGGGACGGCCGUUUCUUCCGCCUCGACGACCACAUCACCCGAUUGGAGGCAAGCUGCGACAAGCUGCGCCUGAAGCUGCCGCUGCCCCGCGAGGAAGUGAAGCGCAUCCUCGUGGAGAUGGUCGCCAAGAGUGGAAUCCGCGAUGCCUUCGUCGAGAUUAUCGUCACCCGUGGUCUCAAGGGUGUUCGUGGCACCGAUCCGAAGGACAUUCUUAACCGCAUCUAUAUGUUCAUCCAGCCAUACGUCUGGGUGAUGGAACCCGAAGUACAGCCGGUCGGUGGUAGCGCGAUCAUUGCGCGCACUGUUCGUCGGGUUCCUCCAGGCUCGAUUGACCCAACUGUCAAGAACUUGCAAUGGGGUGACUUGACUCGCGGUCUCUUCGAGGCUGCCGAUCGGGGCGCCACAUAUCCCUUCUUGACUGAUGGUGACACCAACCUCACUGAGGGAUCCGGCUUCAAUAUCGUUCUUGUGAAGGACGGCGUGCUAUACACUCCCCAGCGCGGUGUUCUUGAGGGCCUUACGCGCAAGAGUGUGAUUGACGUUGCGCGAAGCAACGGGCUGGAGAUCCGAGUGGAGCCCGUGCCUGUGCAGAAGGCCUACGAUGCAGACGAGAUCUUCAUGUGUACUACCGCGGGUGGUAUCAUGCCCAUUACCAGCCUGGACGGCAAGCCUGUGAACGGUGGCCAGCUGGGUCCGAUCACCAAGGAGAUCUGGGACGGAUACUGGGCAAUCCAUUAUGACGAUUUGUAUAGCUUCGAGAUCGACUACAAGGAUGGUCAGAAGAACACCGCCGAUGGGUCUUAUUAA